AUGACAUCUUCAGGUGGACCAAGUACACAUCUUGGAAUGCAUUCCACCAUGGCGAGCCAGAUAGGCAUACGUGCCCCGCCGUCGGACUUUGGCUUAACAGUGGGUGUGCCAGCGCCGACGAUGGGUUAUGAGAUCCAAGCUACCCAUAGCGGUGAUUCUUCUUCUGAUUCACAAUCUCCUGGUAUGCCCACAGCCAAAGCUAGUGAUCGGGAAUCCCGUAUUAUAGCAGAAAAACAACGUCGAAGUCAAUAUAACACCCAAAUAGGUCUGAUAAUGUCCUUGUUGUCUGACAUAGUGCACUCGCAACGUAAGGUUGAUAAGACGAGUGUGUUGAGACUCGCCGCCAACAAGCUCCGCAACGAGCAUGUGUUCGGUGAUACAAUCAAAUGUGGCCAUAUAGAGACAUGGUCUUCUUCGUUCUUAAAGUUUUUUGACUUGUUUGGGGGUGUUAUGUUUGGUGUCACAUGCCGUGGACGUUUGUUCAUCGUAUCCCCAAAUGUUCAAGAAAAAUUGGGAUAUUGUCAUAUAGAUCUCCUUGGCCAAGACAUGUAUACCUAUGUUCAUCCAGAUGAUAAAGAAACUCUUCGCCAUCAUAUCUAUCCUCAAGAACUCCAAACAAGCUGUGACAGCAGACUAUUUGAACAUCACCAUAAUUUCCAUAUCCGCAUUAUGAGGGCUGGUGCUCGGUCAGAUCCUGCUAGAUACGAACGCUGCCGCAUAGAUGGUAUUUUGAGACGCUCUGACAAAGCAACAUCUAAUGGUGUGCAAGAUGAGCAAAUCAUUAGAAGGCAAAGAGUUAGAACCAACAGAACAUUUUCAUCCAGUGGAAAUGAUGUAGUUUUCAUUGGCAUGAUUCAUGUAUUGUCUAGUUCUAUGCCAGCUCGGAUUCUGCCCCCAACAGCUUAUUCUGAAUACUGGACAAGACAUUUGAUUGAUGGCCGCAUAGUACAGUGUGACCAGAGUAUAUCACUAGCUAUUGGCUACAUGACAGAAGAAGUAACUGGAACAUCGGCUUUUGUAUUUAUGCAUAAAGAUGAUGUCCGCUGGGUCAUUUGUGUAUUACGUCAAAUGUAUGAUGAAAGUAGAGAAUUUGGUGAAUCUUACUACCGACUCAUGUCACGUUCUGGACAUUUUAUAUACAUGAGAACACGAGGAUUUUUGGAAAUAGAUAGAGCCACAAAGAAAGUACAGAGUUUUGUUUGUGUCAAUAGUGUCAUUGGAGAAGAUUAUGGUUGUCGAAUGAUGGAAGAAAUGAAGAGAAAAUAUUCUGUUAUAAUUGAUGUAGAAAAACAACAAGCUGAAGUGGCAGCCAAUGAUGAUGUCCCGGUAGAACAUCCUAAGCGUUUAGAACGCAUUGUUAUGCAUCUUGUUGAGCCAUCAGUUAAUGAAAACAUAGAUGAGCUGCAACUAGUACCUCCUUCGAAAGAAAACAUAAUUUCUGCAAUUCAGAAUAGUGAAAAAGUUGUCCAGGAGACAGGAGUGAGGUUUGACUCAAGGAAAAGAAGGAAGGUAGAUUGUGAUGACACUAGUGAAUAUUUAAAGAGACACAGUGGACUGCAAGAUGUUAAUGAAGUAGAUCUGUAA
Spodoptera littoralis (African cotton leafworm) is the source of this 1584-nucleotide messenger RNA. The record is from the annotation of a GenBank genome assembly. NCBI's taxonomy places the organism in Eukaryota, Metazoa, Arthropoda, Insecta, Lepidoptera, Noctuidae.